AUGUCAAGGGCACAAACAUGUCUCCUCGAUAUUUGUUCCCCCCAUUUCUUCUGGCGGCACACCGUGCCUCGCGCGUUCAACCCUCCGAUGGACGUUGCGAACCAUUUGAUGAAAGGCGGGACUGCGCAGAAGCUAUUCGGAAAGAUGUCAAAAGAUUCACUUGCAGCCAAAAGCCCAAGGUUGCUAGGGUUGACUGUCCAACGAAUUACCAUCGAACCCCUCCAUCUGGUGCGGCUUGGGCGUCUUCAGCGGCCGACUGCGGCCCCUCCAACAUCAACAACCGGAAUCCUGGACACCCCAAAAUCUCCCAGCAGCUCCUUUAGCUGCCCGGAUCUGACUUCGUUACAGAUCACUUCACAGCAUCGGGGCCCUCCCAGUCCAGUUUCAUUGAAUCCGCCAGGCGACGACUCCUUUUCUGAGAGGGGUGCUUCCCGAGCCUCGUCUCCCACGACUACGUCAGGUCCUCGAGGCCGAUCGCGAAAGAUCGCCGCGACCGGCAAGAAAGCCUCGAGAAAAGCACUCAGUGUGUUGAAUCGCUUUCGUGCGCUGCAUCACAAGUCCUCCGGGAAAAUGGCACAGUCGCCCAUCCGAAUCGACACCGACAUUCAUGGAACCAAACGAGGACUCCCGUACGAUGGGUCUGAAGGAUCGGAUUUUUUGGCUGUACCAGAUGAGGAUCAGUUUGAUACACAGACGUCGGCUUCGAUUCCAGGGCUGCCGUCAUUCUUGAAUCUUCCAUAUACAGAAAUACGAAAGAAAUUUGAAGAUCUCGAAUGGUUGCAACGCUCCCGGAUAGCGGAAGGAGUUAUGUCCAAGGAUCCUUCGCAUAGAUGGGCCAUUGACACCAGUCCGGAAGUCAAGUCACGAAAUCGUUAUCAGAACGUUCAGGCUUGGGCAAAUUCGCGCAUCCGAUUAAAGGUCCCUGAGGGAGAGUGCGACUUUAUCAAUGCAUCUCCUAUUAUACUGAAGGACUCCCGUACGGGCGACGAGACGAGGUAUAUUGCUACACAGGGCCCAAAAGUCGGUAUCCACUUGGCGCAUUUUUGGCAUAUGGUUUUUCACGAAAGUGCGGACGUGGCGGUCAUCGUUAUGUUAACGCAAACAGUCGAGGCUGGAAGGGAGAAGUGCGCGCAAUACUUUCCGAUAGACGAAGACGAUGCCGUAAUGAACUUUCCGGCCGAAGCGGACGAUUCCUUAGCGAGCGAUCAAGAUACCCAAGAAGAGGAGGCGGAAGAGGAAAAAGAAGAAAGAGAGGAUGGCAGCAGCUCAGAGUUAUCCGGAAGUAUCACGCUACGCGAACAUUACUUUGAUGACGCAUGUCGAUCUGAGAUCCGAAAGUUGGAACUUCAAAUUGGCAAUGAAAGCAAGAUAGUAUGGCAUUUUCUGUUUGCUGGAUGGGCCGACUACUCGAAACCCGAAGGAGAGGAACGCAACGCUCUUCUCCAACUCCUACAACGCACAGCUGAAAAGUCAUCACCGGAUAACCCUCGCAUAGUCCAUUGUAGCGCCGGGGUUGGCCGGACUGGUACCUUUAUUGCCCUUGAUCACUUAUUACGAGAAUUGGACUCUGGUGAAUUGUUGGAUUCAAAAUAUUUCGAUGAAGAUCCGAUCUAUGACACCGUCAACCAACUACGAGAGCAGCGGAUGAUGAUGGUUUACAACGAAAUGCAACUGCAAUUCAUCUACGAAGUCAUUCGGGAGCAAAGCAUCCGUAAGUUGGGAGGCACCUUAGACGACGAGAUGACCUUGGAUCUGCGGUCGCCGAAAGUUGCACGAUUGACUUCAGACGAGAACUAUACUGUUUCGAACAAACCAGAAUUGGAACCUGAAACUAAAGAAGAUACUCUGGGCGCAGAAAGCCCCGAACAGUCACCCGCAGUCUCAGACGACGAAUGA
This is a messenger RNA of Talaromyces amestolkiae, 1896 nucleotides long. RefSeq lists its product as uncharacterized. Bases 1 to 1896 code for a protein of 631 amino acids. The transcript has 4 exons. Gene Ontology annotation, molecular function: protein tyrosine phosphatase activity. Lineage: Eukaryota; Fungi; Ascomycota; Eurotiomycetes; Eurotiales; Trichocomaceae. Gene Ontology annotation, biological process: protein dephosphorylation. The record is from RefSeq and is a predicted model, not a curated record.